CGAAGGUUAUAUAACAUGGGUAAUCUUUCGAAAUUUUAUAAACGUUUUUCCCGUCGAGGAGUGCCUAAAAAUGUGUUUACGCAACCCAAUGGCGGUGUAUUUCUUGAUGUAAGCAACACUAGCAAGGAAGAUGCAAAUACCAAUAUGAAAUUACUUGAAGAGCAGUUUGACGAUGAAGAAAAUGAAGACAUGUUCACUGAAGAUAAUGAGGAUAAAAAACAAUGGCAUCAAAGUCAAUUAGAUAAAAAUGAACGUAUUAAAGGUAAAAAAAAUAUUAAACAAUGGGUUGAAACAGAAGAAGAUGAAGACCAAUGGGUUGAAGGCGAAGAUGGACAUCAGUGGGUUGAAGGUGAAGAUGGACAUCAGUGGGUUGAGGGUGAAGAAGAUGAAUAUCAAUUGGUUGAAGGUGAAGAAGAUGUACAACAGUUUGUUGAAGGUGAAGAAAAUGACCAAUGGGCUGAGGGUGAAAAAGAUGACCAACAAUGGGCUGAUGGUAAUGAAGACAGACAACAGUGGGUUGAAGGUGAAGGAGAUGAAGACAAAUGGGUUGAAAGCGAAGAUGGACAUCAGUGGGUUGAAGGUGAAGAUGGACAUCAGUGGGUUGAGGGUGAAAAAGAUGGGCAACAACGGGCUGAAGGUAAUGAAGACGGAGGGUGGGCUGAGGGUGAAAAAGAUGGGCAACAACGGGCUGAAGGUAAUGAAGACGGACAACAGUGGGUUGAAGGUGAAGACGGUGAAGAACAAUGGAUUAAAGGUGAAGAAGAUGAAAACAAAUGGGUUGAAGGUGAAGAAGAUGGAGAACAAUGGGUUGAAAGUGAAGAUGGACAACAGUGGUUUGAGGGUGAAGAAGAUAACGACAUAUGGGUGGAAGGUGAAGAAGAUGAAGACAAAUGGGUUGAAGGUAAAGAAGAAAAAUACCAAUGUGUUGAAGGUGAAGAAGAUGAAGACGAAUGGGUUGAAGGUGAAGAAGAAAAAUACCAAUGUGUUGAAGGUGAAGAAGAUGGAGAACAAUGGGUUGAAGGUGAAGAAGAAAAAGACCAAUGGGUUGAAGGUGAAGAAGAAAAAGACCAAUGGGAUGAAAAUGAAGAAGGUGAAGAAGAUGGAGAACAAUGGGUUGAAGGUGAAGAAGAAGAAGACCAAUGGGUAGAAGGUGAGGAAGAAGUACAACAAUGGGUUGAAGGUGAAGAAGAAAAAGACCAAUGGGAUGAAGGUGAAGAAGGUGAAGAAGAUGGAGAACAAUGGGUUGAAGGUGAAGAAGAAGAAGACCAAUGGGUAGAAGGUGAGGAAGAAGUACAACAAUGGGUUGAAGGUGAAGAAAAUGACCAAUGGGUUGAAGGUGAAAAAGGUAGACAACAAUGGGCUGGAGGUAAAGAGGAUGAAGAACAAUGGGUCGAAGUUAAGGAAGUUGAGCAGCUAUGUUUUGAAAAAGGAGAAGAUGAAGACCAAUUAGUUCAAGGUGAUGGAAUUAAACAACAAUGGCUUGAAAACAAGGAGAAUGGACAAAAAAAGGCUGAAGCUGAAAAAGAGGAAAAUCAAUGUGCUGUAAGUAAAGAUGUAAAACGAUGGGCUGAAAGUAAAGAGAAACAAGACCAGAAACAAGUGGAAAAUGAAGAUAAAGAAAUUAAACAAAGCAAAAAACAAUUAGUUGAAAACAUACAGAGUAAACACCAUCGGUUGGGAGGUAGAAAGAACGUGCCAUAUCAUGUUAGAAUUUCAAGUCCUGGCAUGGCACGCCCGCAUACUAAAACGGAAAACAAAAGUAGUAAUUUGAUGAAAGCACAGUCGAAAUGCAGAGGGAGUGUAACUAUAAAGGACAACAGCAUAUUUAAGGAGGUAAAAGAUCGAAUUACAACAACACCAGUGUUUCUUAAUAGCCCUAACAAUGACAUAAUGAAGCAAAGUGACUUAUAUUUCAAAAUUAUGAAGUUAAACAAAAACAAUGCAGUUGUUGGAGGAUGUGCAGAAUUUUUGUGUAAGCGUGAUACUACUCGGAUUGGAGAUACACCGCCUAGAGAUGGAAGCAAGACAGAGGUUCUCCCCGACGGACGAACCUUUGUUUUUAAGUUUAUGUCGUUACAGAAUUCGAUUAGAAGAGAUGAGGUACUUAACAUGUAUAAACAAACACACAAACAAACACAAACAUGCCAAAAGAAAAGAGCUAACAAAUCGACUGAAUAUGAUCCAAUAAAAAAAACGAAUUGUUCCACACAAACUAGAGAUUUUGAAAGAUCUCUCGAAUUGGUCAAAAACUUUGUGAGUCAUCAGACGACCCAAACAGCGAACGCAACAUCUCGGCUGCUGUAUGAAGACGAGUGCAAACUGUUGUUUAAUGUGCUUGGUCAAAAUAGUAAGGUACACAGUACUUUCUGA
This is a messenger RNA of Hydractinia symbiolongicarpus, 2370 nucleotides long. RefSeq lists its product as uncharacterized. The coding region runs from base 16 to 2370 and encodes 784 amino acids. The transcript has a single exon. The record is from RefSeq and is a predicted model, not a curated record. NCBI's taxonomy places the organism in Eukaryota, Metazoa, Cnidaria, Hydrozoa, Anthoathecata, Hydractiniidae.